Messenger RNA from Seminavis robusta, 864 nucleotides. The record is from the annotation of a GenBank genome assembly. Lineage: Eukaryota; Bacillariophyta; Bacillariophyceae; Naviculales; Naviculaceae.
AUGAUCCGUCCAACCAGCUCUGCUCUCUUUAGUAGCACCAAGGCAACUGGCAGUACUAGUAGUACAAAGGAUGAUGGCGCUGUCCAGGUGCCCUUGUAUCGUGCCGAAGGACUCUUUUCCGUCAUCAAGCCUCUAGAUUGGACAUCCAGUGAUGUGGUUUCGUUUGUUCGAAAAAUGUUGGAACGGGAUGCUAGAGAAAGAGGAGCCAAGCCCGUCAGGGUGGGAUCCAGACGCAACAAGAGUCGAAUCAUCAAGGUCGGACACGGCGGUACACUCGACCCACUCGCCACAGGAGUACUCGUCGUUGGAGUAGGCAAAGGCACCAAAGAAUUGCAGUCCUACUUGACAGGAUCCAAACGAUACUUGGCAACUGGAGAAUUCGGAUUCGAAACCAACACCUUGGACAUGGACCCCAUAGCAAACAUCACGCAACGAGCACCCUUUGAGCACAUUACACUGGAGGAUCUAGAACAAAACACUCUACCCAAGUUUGUGGGGGAUAUACAACAAGUACCACCCAUAUUUAGUGCCAUCCGCAGAAAUGGAAAACGACUCUACGAACAAGCCAGACAGGGAGUGUCUCAGGAAGAUCUAAAGAUUGAGCCAAGACAAGUAACGGUUCAUUCACUCAAACUCCUGCACAUGGAUGGUCCCAACUUUUCCAUUGACAUGGAAUGUGGGGGAGGAACCUAUGUCAGGUCACUCAUUCGGGAUAUUGCCUAUGAUUUGGACUCGGUCGCUACCAUGACAUCUCUAGAACGAACCAAACAAGGACAAUUCACACAAGACACAGCUCUCCCCAGAGAUGAGUGGUCACCUGACAACAUUUAUGAUGCAAUCAGCAAGUUCAAUGCCCAAAGAUAG